AUGGACCAAACAUAUGUCAAGUGGAUUUGGCAUGGAGAAGAGUAUGACUCUAACAAUAAAGUUCCCAAUGAAAGAAAGCAAUUUGAUCAAGUAUUUGAUGACCCUAUAGAGAUGGUGAGAGAUGCAGAUGAAUAUUUUGUUGAUAAGCCUGAAGAAUUUUUGAAAUUUUUAGAAGAUGCAGAUAAACCAAUAUUCUCGGGGGCACCUUUGUCAAAGUUGGUUGUUUUAGUAAAACUAUACAACUUGAAAGCUGGUAGUGGUUGGAGUGACACAAGUUUCACAAAGUUAUUAACUUUAUUAAAAGAAAUUUUACCAAAAGACAAUGAAUUGCCUUCCUCGCUUUAUGAAGCAAAAAAAACAUUGUGCACAUUAGGAAUGGAGUAUAGCAAGAUUCACGCUUGUCCAAAUGAUUGCAUUCUAUAUCGAAAUCAAUAUGAGAGUGCAACUGAGUGCCCCGUAUGUAAAACAUCUAGAUGGAAAAAAAAUAAGAACAACAAAGAAUGUAAGAAAGGGAUUCCAGCAAAAGUAUUGUGGUAUUUGCCGCCAAUACCUAGGUUUAUACGUUUGUUUCGAAAUCCUGAACAUGCUGAAAGUCCCAAGCAACCUGGAAAUGAUAUAGAUAUCUAUUUAGCACCUUUGAUAGAUGACUUGAAGGUGUUGUGGAACGAAAUUGAUUGUUAUGAUUCUUUUAAAAAAGAAAAUUUUAUACUUAGAGGUGUACUCUUAUGGACAAUCAAUGAUUUUCCUGCUUAUGGUAGUUUAUCAGGAUGUUUUGUGAAAGGAUAUAAAGGAUGUCCAAUAUGCGGUGAACAAACAAGCGCCACAAGAUUAGAACAUUGUAGGAAGAUGUGUUAUAUGGGUCAUAGAAGGUUUCUACCAGAAAAGCAUUAUUACCGGAAGCAAAAAUUAGCAUUUAAUGGUGAGCAAGAGUUGCGAGAAGCGCCUACACCAAUGACUGGAGAAGCUAUCUACGAAGAGAUUCGUUUUGUUGAAAAUAAAUUUGGUAAGCCUGUGGAAAAGGUCGAUGAAAAUGUAGAGACAAAGGGGAAAAAGAAAGGCAAAUGUAAAACAAACAUCAAACGAAAGCGCAAUAAGAAAGACCAAUUAGCCGAAGAUUCAAAGAAUACUACAUGUUGGAAGAAGAUGUCAAUUUUAUUUGAAUUAGAGUAUUGGAGACAUUUGUUAGUAAGACAUAAUCUUGACGUUAUGCACAUUGAGAAAAACAUAUGUGAUAGUUUGAUCGAAACCUUACUUAAUAUUCCUGGGAAAAAUAAGGACAUUAUCUCUGCUCGUAAAGACCUUGUGUUAAUGUUUGAAUCAAAAAAAGAUUUGGCACCUGAAACAGGUGAAAGAAGAACAUAUUUACCUCCUACUUGUUACACCUUGAAGAAAGAUGAGAAGUGUAAACUUUGUGAAACUUUGGCAAAUGUUAAGGUUCCAGAUGGGUAUUCAUCAAAUAUUCGUAAUUUAGUAUCUUUGAAAGAUUGUAGACUAAUUAGUCUUAAAUCUCACGAUUGUCAUGUAUUAAUGCAACAGUUACUUCCAAUUGCUAUUCGGGGAUCACUAGACAAACAUGUUAGAAAUGCUAUAAUACGAAUGUGUUUGUUUUUUAAUGCCAUAUGUUGUAAGGUUGUUGAUGUGUCUAAGUUAGACAAGAUUCAAAUAGAAAUUUCCAAGACCUUGUGCUUAUUUGAGCAAUACUUUCCUCCUUCUUUUUUUGAUAUCAUGGUUCAUUUGGCGGUGCAUCUUGUUAGAGAAGUAAAACUAUGUGGGCCUGGGUGUAUAGUUGAGGCUUACAUAGCAGAAGAAGCGGUUGAAUUUUGUACUGAGUAUAUUACUGAUGGAGAAGCGAUUGGUAUUCCCAGAAAGACAAUGAGUGAAGAUGUUAUUGGAAGAGGCAUCAACAAUGGAAGACUCACCUUAAUCAAAAAAGAAGACUGGGAUGUUGCUCAUCGGAAUAUUCUAGAGAAUACAAUUGAAGUUCAAGCUUACAUAGAAGAACACUUGGAAUAUCUUCAUCGUGAGAAUCGAAGUAAAUCAAGAAAGUGGAUUCAAGAUUACCACCAUCGAGCUUUUCAUCAAUGGUUUCGUGAUAGGAUUCAAUCUGAAUUGAGUAUGGAGUUUCACAAAGUAUCUGAAAACUUAAGAUGGAUUUCAUUAGGUCCGACUACAAUGGCAAUUAAGCAUGAUGGAUUUGUUGUAAAUGGUUAUAGAUUUAGUACAAAAGCUCGUGAUGACGUUAGAGUGACACAAAAUAGCGGUGUAUGUAUUGUUACAAAAACUCUUCAAUUUGCUUCGGCUCGUGAUAAGAAACCAUUUUAUGGAGAUAUGCAAUUUUAUGGAGUCAUUGAAGAAAUAUGGGAGCUUGAUUAUCGUGAUUUUAGGAUGGCAAUGUUCAAAUCCAAUUGGGUAGAAGACAAGUGA
This is a messenger RNA of Humulus lupulus (European hop), 2424 nucleotides long. RefSeq lists its product as uncharacterized. The transcript has 6 exons. The record is from RefSeq and is a predicted model, not a curated record. The coding region runs from base 1 to 2424 and encodes 807 amino acids. NCBI's taxonomy places the organism in Eukaryota, Viridiplantae, Streptophyta, Magnoliopsida, Rosales, Cannabaceae.